ACGUUUGGUUCAUUAUAUAUUUGAUUGGUAAAAAGUUAUCUAUGCAAGGAAACCCGUCUGAUUGCAUCAAGUCAUUCAGUGGCUAAACACACAUAGACAGUGGAUAGUCUAUUGCAUGGUGUUGUUAACUCUCCACAAUGCUGCACCUGAUGAGUCCGGUGUGUUCCUUGAUCUUCUUGAUGCUGUUUGUUCAUUGCCAAUAAUCUAUUUAUGCUGACUCCCUCAUACUGAACAUGCAUGUAGUGGCAGUGGAGAAAAGAACACCCUUCCUUUGCCAGCAUUUUUACCCCUUAUUUACAAAAAUAGCUCAAGCUCAUACGUUGAAUAGUUACUGCUUGGAUCAGAUCUGAAGUACUGCCACGAAAAUCAGCUAUUUAUUGGGUCAUUACAGCCCCUUAAUAAGUUUUGGUUUAAGCAAUACUAUUGCAGCUGUAGUUGUAUGCUACAGCUGUAAUAGUAGCACAAAGGUUAAAAAUUUUACCUAUUUCUAAACCUAAACCUCUGACGGGUUUUCUUCCAGAAUCUACUUCGUAUUUAGCUCUAACCAUCUUUCCAUCAUGAACAGUUUACCCUGUUGAAAAAAAGCAACUGCAAAGCUUGAAGCUGCCACCUCUGCGUCUUUCCAUUGGCAUGCUGUGAUUAGACUGAUGUGCCAUUUCACUUUUCUAUGUGAGUUGUUCAAAGCCUAAGAUAUUGUUUUACAAGCUAGCCCUGCUUUAAACCUCUCCAAAAUGCUGGACCUGAUGAGUCCGGUGUGUUCCUUGAUCUUCUUGACGCUGUUUGCUCACUACCAAUCCUCUGAGGAACUAAUCUAUUUAUGCUGAGAAUAAAUUGCACAAAGUGAACUCUGUUUGUCAGUUAGGUGGGUGCGCUAAAUUUUUAUGUAGUGCAAAUAAAUAAAAUCUUCAAAUAAAUGAAAGCAAUAUUUUUAUUUGUUAAAAAUCUUGAUGUUUUGAAUUAUUUUUGCUUCAGACACGAGGGCUUUAGUAAAGGAAUGCAUCCAUUCUAGAUUAAUGAUUUAUGUCCUGCUAAGUAUUGCAAUGGAUAAGCUAUUGUAACCAAUGCAGACAGCAGGUAUUACUUUAAAUAGGCACAUUUCUGGUAAGACUACAAGAUUUCAGUUUACUGCAGCCAGUGCCCUUGACAUCCUGGAGACAAAGAGUCCCCCUCCCAGUCCCACCUGCCACCACAGUUCUCACUGUAUAAUUUGCACCUUGUCCAUUGGUUGUGGGGUUCGACUGCCAUGUUGGGCAACGGUUAAACUGUGGGGUGAAAAUAUUUGGCCUAUCGACUGUCAUUUGUUUGCGUAGGCCUGAGAGCACCAGUACCACUAGCACGUUACCCUAACCACUCUGCUGCACAACCCAACUGUAAAAAUAGAUAGGAAAAGAUUGCCCUAGAUAUGCACGCGCAUUCACGUGCAGACACAUAUAAGACGUAAGAUGCACACACGUUCAGGUGUUGGUGUGUGGCCUUUGUGGGGGGCAACCUCACUCAGGGAAAAGAAAUGAGACAAAGAGAUAUGAAACCACAAAUAGUACAUUUAACUGUCAUUUAGUGAGCAUCAAUCCAGCAAACUACUUUUUUGUUCAGCGUUGCCGCUGUUUACAUACUGACCCUCUUUGACCUCUCCUUCAAUAGUGAAGCUGCAGUUAUUGCUCACCUCCACCAGGUGGCAUUAGAUUCUUGAAGAAGUCAAAAUGCUCAUUUCCCCCACGGUAUCUGACAGGCCUGCUUUAUUUUAUAAAAUAAAUUCAGCUUGCUAAAUGUGAAAUAUUGCAUAUUUGAGAGCUACUACAACACAAAAAAUAGGUUAAAAUGUUGUAUUUUCCCAAUUGUAUUGUUUUUUUGGGGGGCGUUUUUUGGAAAAAUAUAAAGUGACAAAGGAUCAAGAGAAGCCUUUCCCAUUGAAACCACACUGCUUACAGUCUACAAACUGGGCACUAAACUAUAAUUAACCAAAGUUUAUAUUUAAAUGUCAUUUUUAUAGUUUGUACUAAUUUUGAUGAGAGCCUAGGAGAGAAUAAUACAAAUAAAGUAAAAGCAAAGGUCAAUCUAUGAAAACAAAUACUUACAAUGAGGGUUUGCCUGAUCACAAAGCCUCACAGCUUCCACACACCUGUAAACCAAUCCUCCCAGUGCUUGUACUGUACAAAAGCACCAUUAUCACAGUGCCGGUAAGACUCUCUAAGAUUUUUUUUAGAGAUUUAGGUCAGUUGGUAAUCACUCAUUGUGCCUUUUAAAAAUAUGAUUCCUUCAAACAUGAAAGUUGUUCCAGUCAAUUUUACGUGUCUCUUUCAGUAGGUGAUAACUGUAAAAGUUGAAUUCAUCUGAACAGCACUCUGAAAGGUUUACAGACAUGAUGCUCCUCCUCCUUUAGUCUUCCUUUCCUCAGGUGAAUUGAAAGUACAUUGUGUAAUCCUGAAGUGUGCACCAUGGAGGAAGGACAUAACAAAGGCACGGUGAACAUGAUGCUGAGAGAAGUGAAUAGAAAAUGAUUUGUAUUAUGCAAAUGGAGAUUCAGGAUUCUUAUGAAAACAAUCGUGUUAAUCUCUCUCCGUGGUCACUGGAGCGCAGUGAAUCACAGUUCAGUCAUGUCGUCGUGCUGCCAGAGAGUAACGAGGAAUUUAACAAACAGUCCAGCUCAGUUUGAUUGAGAAAGCUGCUGCAUUUCUCUGAAGUCCUGCACAAAGGACACAAAAUAAAGACUAAGCACAGGUUAGUCUUUAGUUCCCCAUAGUAACAUUUUGUUUUUGAUUUGGCAGUUGUCAUUUAGAGCGCUACAGUGACUGCUGGAAGGGGAAUCAGUAGCAUCAAUCUUCUUCUUAAUAUGCUGGAGUAUAAGUAAUAGUAUUGUUAAAUACAUGCAACGAGGCACAAAAGUGCAAAAGCAUCUCAGAUCAUCUCAUUAAUCAGUUUUCUAUGUACCCAGAGCACAGUAAAGGUCAGACUCUGCAGAGCAGGAUGUCCAAAGAAGACGUUAAAUCUGGCCUCACAUGGGAGGUGAAGGCAAACAGCCGUCACUAUCACAAACACAAACAGAGGAAAUCUUUCCUGUGCUUCACCUGGGGACGAUACUCGGACAAUGUGGUGCGCAGCCACAAGUACUCCCUCCUGACUUUCCUGCCCCUGACGCUGUUUGAGCAGUUCCAGCGAGCUGCUAAUAUCUACUUCCUCCUCAUGGUGGUGUUGCAGUGUGUCCCUGCCAUCUCCUCCAUACCUUGGUACAUCACCAUCAUCCCACUCAUGGUUGUGCUCUCUGUGAGAGGAUUCAAAGAUUUAGCCAGUGACCUGGCAAGGCGACGCUGUGACUCGGAGAUUAACUCCCGACCCUGUGACGUACUCAUCUCCCAGAGUUUCAUGACAGCGCAGUGGAAAGAUGUGUGUGUUGGAGAUGUGUUGAGGAUCCGCAGAGACCAAAUCAUUCCUGCUGAUCUGCUUCUGCUUUCCAGUUCUGAGCCUCAUAGCUUGUGUUAUGUGGAGACUGCUGAUAUUGAUGGUGAGACCAACCUUAAAUACCGGCAGGCGCUGGGUGCAACACAUAACAAGCUGACCUCUCACCCUUCAGAGGACGCCCUUGGAGCCUUUAAUGGUGUUGUGCUCUGCGAGGAACCCAACAAUCGCCUGUACACUUUCAGAGGUCAGCUACAAUGGCAAGGAGAGUGCUUCCUCCUGGAAAACGAAAAUAUCCUCCUGAGGGGAACAGUACUACGCAACACAGACUUUGCCUACUGCCUGACGAUAUACACGGGCGCAGACACAAAAAUCCUGAGAAACUGCGGGAAGCUGAGAGUAAAAAGAACUCAACUGGAGGAAGUUUUCAACAAACUGGUAAUCGGGAUUGUCCUGUCGGUUCUGCUGGCUGCUGUGCUCCUUGCCAUCGGUGCAGGCGUGUCUUCAUAUCAGGUCAUGACCCAAAAAUCGUUCCUGUCUGCUCUGGUGAUUGAUGGCAACCCAGCUUACAAUGGAUUCCUCGUCUACUGGAGUUACAUCAUCCUUCUCAGCCCGGCCAUGCCCAUUGCGCUCUACAUCACGUUUGAGUUGAUACACACAGUUCACAGCAAGUUUAUUGGCUGGGAUUUGGAGAUGUAUUGGCAACAGACAGGCAAACCUGCAGAAGCCAGGAAUACCUCUCUGAGUGAGGAGCUCGGCCAAGUAGGUUACCUGCUGAGUGACAAAACUGGAACAUUAACCCAGAACCGCCUGCUCCUCAGACAAUGCUGCAUCGCUGGAGACAUCUACGGUGACGCUUCAGUCAGUGCAGAGGAUGUAAAGCCCAUGGAUCUGAGCUGGAACCCGUUCUCCAGCGGCGGCCUGCGCAUGUUCUCUCCCACACUAGUGGAGACGCUCAGAGGACAGCGGUGUCCAGUCACCACACAGUUUCUGUCUGCGCUGGCCCUGUGUCACACCGUCAUGGCUGAGUGGAAGGACGGAUCCCUGGUUUACCAGGCUGCAUCACCAGAUGAGGAAACUCUUGUUGGGGCUGCCAGGGAGCUUGGCUGGGUUUUUCUUUCCAGAACAAGAGAUUUUGUUGUCGUUUCAGAGCUGGGUGCCACUCGCCAGUAUCAGCUGCUGGCGCUGUUGGACUUUACCAGCAAAAGGAGGCGGAUGUCUGUCCUAGUACGUGACCCAGAGGGUGGGUUGAAGCUUUACUGUAAAGGAGCAGAUCUAGUAAUACUGGAGAGACUUCAGAAGAACUGUCCACAUAAGGAAAGCACUGAAAUGGCAUUAGAGCUGUUUGCUGAGGCCUGUCUGAGGACGCUGUGUGUUGCGGUUCGAUCUGUUCCUGAGGCGUUGUGGGAGCAGUGGAGUAGGACUCUGGCCCUGUCUGCUGCCAUGGCGACCUGCGAGCGUGACACCCUGCUGGAGAAGCUGUACGAUGAGAUGGAGAGAGAUCUGCUGCUUCUGGGGGUGACGGCAAUAGAGGACCGGCUCCAGGAGGGAGUUCCUGAGACAAUCGCUCUUCUUCAAGAAGCUGGGAUUAGAGUAUGGGUGCUGACUGGAGACAAAAAAGAAACUGCAGUGAACAUUGGGUACUCUUGCAAGCUACUGCACCCUGAAAGCAGAUUACUGGAGUGGCAGGAACUCAGGGAGAUUCUCCAGUCUGCAGACCCACAGGUCAGCUUCUUCAAAGCCAAGCAGACAGAGCUGUGGGCUACACACAAGGAGAUGGCAAGAGCAAAAACUUCUGUGGUCCUCACCGGAUCUGAACUGGCAGAGUUUGAGGAGAGACCAGAGUGGGGGGCCUCCUUCAUGAGCCUGGCGGAGCAGUGUCAGUCAGUGCUGUGCUGCAGAGUGACGCCUGCUCAGAAAGCUGAGAUCGUGAAGUUGGUCAGGAAGCACACUGCCUCGAUCACCAUGUCUAUUGGUGAUGGAGCCAAUGAUGUUAACAUGAUAAAGACGGCUCACCUUGGAGUGGGGCUGGCUGGCAGGGAGGGAGGUCAGGCCGUCCACAACGCAGACUUUGCAGUGUCCCAGUUUAGAUUUUUGCAAAGACUGCUGCUGGUCCACGGCCGCUGGUCCUAUCGCCGCAUCUCCCUUUUCCUGUGCUACUUCCUGUUUAAGACCUGUGGUUUUGCUCUUGUGCACAUUUGGUUUGGGAUCCUUAAUGGCUUCAGUGCUCAGUCGCUGUACGAGACAUGGUUCAUCGCUCUCUACACUGUCUUCUACACUGCAACGCCGGUGAUGUGCCUGGCUUUUUUUGAACAGGAUGUGAGUGCAGAGAGCAGCCUGAAAUUGCCUGAACUGUACAAGAGUGGACAGAAGAAGGAGCUCUCCAGCCCUAGAAAGCUGAUCAUGUAUCUUCUGUAUGCUGUCUACAUGUCACUUGUUCUCUUUUUCAUCCCAUGUGGAGUUUUCUACAACACGGCCUAUGAUUACCAGACCAUGGCGGUCACUGUCUCGAUGGCUGCGACCUUCGCUGUUACAAUUGAGAUUGUGAUACUGACCAAAUACUGGACAAAGUUCAACAUUGCAGCUCUGUGCGUCUCGGUGGUUAUGUUCUUCAUCUGUACCAGAAUCACACACAGCACCCGCCUUUUUCAGAGCUCUCCCGUCGACUAUUUCUUCCUUGGUGUGUCUGAACAGGCCUUCAUUGAUCCAGUGGUCUGGCUCGCAGCUUUGCUCACAGCUUGGGCUGCUGUUCUGCCCUCAGUUACGUCUCACGCCUUCGGUGUCAUUCUCAGCGUGCAAAACAAACACAAGAUACACAACUCAUCCCCUCCUCCAGUGGAGCUAAGGUCAAGGUUCGCAAGAGGGUCAUCUAUCCGACGGUCAUCGUACGCCAUCUCUCAGGGUGCCGGACCUGGACGCCUCAUUAAUUCAGCGACUAGCAUCCAGAGAGCAGAGGUGUCAAAGGAAGAGAAAGCAUCUACAAGUAAAAAGCUAUGAGAUAUUUGAGAUCCAAGUCUAAGCAAUGCUUCUGCAUGGUGGUGUGCCAAAGUGCUUUCAGUCAUUCUAUUUCUGAGUCAGAAUAGCUCCAACGUGAGAUAAGAAGUUGAAUGUGGUGCCCCACAGAGGGACUGGGAACUUUGUAUCUGUUACAGAAGAUCUGAUGCAGGCUGUGCAGGUGAACAGAUGUGAAACCCUGGAUAACUUUUCAAUCAGGUGAUUUAUAAUUGAUUAGUGAUCAGUUCAGUCUGCAUUCACUCUACUGACGCAUGAACGAUUCGUCGCGGCGCCGUGGAUAAUAAGUCUUUGAGUAGAGUCCUGGUCAUUCCUGUGACGUUUUGUAUCUUUCAAGUUUUUUUUCAUAUUUGAACUUUUCUGCAACAAAAUGGAGCUGUCAAUCACCAGACCUCAUUUACUGACCAUGCAUCAAUUCAUACCUGCUGGGGGUCGACAACUGAUGGCUGAAAGUUGCUGGACAUCAUUUACAGCUAUUCUGGUUUGUUUAGAAGUUGUAAUCUGCCAUAUGUUAGCGGAGUAAACUGACCUGGUCGUGGGUCAGAACCAAAAUUAAAUGGGAAUAGCAUGCAAUACAUCUUCAGUUAGUAAUACAAUAAUAAAUAAAAUUCUGCACUCUAUUUUUAUUAGUUCAUCUCUAUAAUUUAUUUAUAAUACUUAACUACAACAAAAAAAUAGAUGGGCUAUGAUUAAAGAAUAUAGAGAUAAAAUGGCUUGUUUGGAAAUAGGAAUGGAUUAAAUUGUGUGUAUAGAAAAGAAAACCGGAGUAGAAAUUGGCAAAAAGGCCAAGUGACCGGGAACCAUUGCUGUAGCGCCUCUGCCUGGUUUGUUUGUUAUAAAGAUCAAUUUAAAGUCAGAAUAAUUAGCAUGAUUCAAUUGUUUCUGCAUGAGUAGUUAGUAAUAAUUCCAAAGUUUUAUUGGAAAUAUUGUCUUUCAUAUUCAACAAAAUUUCUGUAUUUUAAAAGGGAGUAUGCUAUUUUGGUAUAAUUCAUUUGGCCCUGUUUUACUAAUAAAACUAUUACAGAAA
Gambusia affinis (western mosquitofish) is the source of this 7432-nucleotide messenger RNA. RefSeq names its product ATPase phospholipid transporting 8B3 (gene atp8b3). Lineage: Eukaryota; Metazoa; Chordata; Actinopteri; Cyprinodontiformes; Poeciliidae. Bases 2923 to 6390 code for a protein of 1155 amino acids. Gene Ontology annotation, cellular component: plasma membrane. Gene Ontology annotation, molecular function: magnesium ion binding; ATP binding; ATP hydrolysis activity. The record is from RefSeq and is a predicted model, not a curated record. The transcript is spliced from 28 exons. Gene Ontology annotation, biological process: Golgi organization; phospholipid translocation.